Ictalurus punctatus (channel catfish) is the source of this 3998-nucleotide messenger RNA. RefSeq names its product GAS2-like protein 2A. The record is from RefSeq and is a predicted model, not a curated record. The transcript is spliced from 6 exons. Lineage: Eukaryota; Metazoa; Chordata; Actinopteri; Siluriformes; Ictaluridae. Gene Ontology annotation, biological process: regulation of microtubule polymerization or depolymerization; protein localization to microtubule plus-end; actin crosslink formation. Gene Ontology annotation, cellular component: microtubule plus-end; cytoplasm; actin filament. Gene Ontology annotation, molecular function: actin filament binding; microtubule binding; cytoskeletal adaptor activity. The coding region runs from base 1 to 2649 and encodes 882 amino acids.
AUGUCGGGAAUUGAGCACGCGUCGACGCAGAGCAUCCGACCUUACAAGUCGUGUGAGGAGUACCUCUACGCGAUGAAGGAAGACCUGGCCGAGUGGCUGAAGGACUUGUACGGCGCGGAUAUUACGGUGAAUAACUUUGUGCAAGCGCUGGAGACGGGCGCGCUCCUGUGCGCUCACGCCAACAACGUGACGCGCGCAGCCGCCGACUUUCAGCACAAACGCGGGCGCACGCACGCGCGCCUGCCCACCUCCGGGGUGACUUUCAUGAGCUCGGCUCGGCCUGCAACGUUUCUGGCCCGGGAUAACGUGUCCAAUUUUAUCAACUGGUGUCGGAAUGAGAUGCACAUCAAAGACGUUCUGAUGUUUGAGACAGACGACCUUGUCCUGCGAAAGAAUGAGAAAAAUGUGGUGCUCUGUCUACUUGAGGUAGCGCGACGGGCCUCUCGGUUCGGCAUGGUCGCGCCUGUCCUUAUUCAGCUGGAGGAGGAGAUUGAGGAGGAGAUUCGCGAGGAGCCUGUGGUCCAGAGACGCUUGAUAAACACUGAGAACCUGGAUGAGAUGGUUCAAUAUCUGAUAAGUCGCUGCACUUGUCCCAGUCAGUUCCCCAUGGUGAAGAUGUCGGAGGGCAAAUACAGAGUCGGAGACUCCAACACCAUCAUAUUUGUGCGAAUCUUAAGGAAUCAUGUGAUGGUGAGAGUGGGUGGAGGAUGGGACACCCUGGAGCACUAUCUGGACAAACAUGAUCCCUGCCGCUGCACAUCUCUCUCCCAUAAACUGGCACAGCGCCCUGCCACUCCGGUCCACGAGAUCAAAGCCAGGCAAUGCGGGCCUGAUGGGCAGGCUACAUCGCAAAUCUCUUUGGUGCUGAGCCGAGCCCAGUCCCCUCUCGACCCUGUAAUCUGGACCCCUUCUCUUCCCACUAGAAUCCAGAGAUCAGAGCCGGGGCUUAAGAAUAGCCCUAAACUAAGGGUCCCUUGUCGACAGACCGACUCUGAUACUAAUGAAGUGCUGAAGUCUACUAUCAGAACAGGCAGAGGACCCGGUAGGGUGUCUCCAUCUCCACGUGUAACCAGCAGUCUUCCACGGCCAGCUCGCCCGUCCACCCCACCACAACCAGAGAUUCAGCGUCCCAGUACACCCUUGGUCUUGCAGAAGGUCUACAGCCAGACCUUUCCUCUACCCCAGCAAGGGCCAGACAACAGGCUCGGGCACAGUUGGACCAAGUCGCAGAUUGUAUCAAAGCUGAGACAAAAUGCCACAACUGGGCCAAAGAACAAACUGGAUUCUCAAAGUGUUCCAGAGCAGCCAGGAGUUUCAGUGUCAGCUCAGCCUUUUCAGUGUGUUACACCAGGUCAAUGUUUUGCAACCAACAACAGUUUGGUAAGCCACCAAGACCCUCAAGACAGUGGGAAUGCCAGAAAGAGUCCUGGGUUCAUUCGGACGUUUUCUCCAACAAAAGGGCUAAUGGGUGUCAUAUCAGGGGAUGGAUAUAAUAAGCUCCCCGCAUCAAAUGGAAAAGGCCAGUCAUCAGACAGUUCAUCCCAACCUAACAGACUUCAAGGAAAUGAGAAUAGCCGACAAAGGUCUUCUUCACAUGGUAACAGGAAGCACAACUUGGAACUUUCAAAGCACACUGUACUAAAUGCUGUAGGCAACAUAAGCAAAUCAGACUUCAACAGCAUCAUAGUGGAGCCAUCUCAACCUGUUACAGUUGUGAAUGCAGAAAACAAAUUUAGAGAUACAGAGAGAAGCUAUCUCUUUACUCCUCCUCCAAUCAGUCCUGCUCAGGAGGCCAUCCUGUACCAGAGCCUCGAGGAAGAGAUCCUGUUUAAUCUACAACAACUUGGCAUGGACUCUGAUGGUGGUGACUCAGAGAAUGAGCAGGACAGUAGUCCUGACUACUUCAUUAAUUCUCAAGAGAUCUCCCAUGAGAUCAGGAAACCUUCUAUCCACAACACAUCCUCUCGUGCAUUCUAUUCAUCCUCUAGACAAACUAACGCAAGGGAUGCUAGUUUUGAAGCUGUCAUUGGUGAACUUUCAGAAGGGAGGAGGCCGCUUGAGAAAGUAUCUGUUGAAAGUUGGGUGAACAAUUUCUCCAGAGAUCUCAGAGGCAUGAAGCAAAAAAGUCAGAGUAACAUAGAUUCAAGACACCUGAACGUUUCCAAACCCUCCAUGGUCAGUUCCUGGUCUUCACUGGGCUCCAGUAUGGAUUCAAAAGACUCUGUGGAACCAUCCAUGACUGCUGAAUCCAACAACUCUGGCACUGGCAAUAAGGAGAAGCCCUGGGCCCCUUCCUCAUAUCAGAGGAGGUCCUUGAAAAAGCCAGAAAGAGUGCCUUCCAUCUAUAAAUUGAAACUGAGACCAUGUGUCCGCCCCAGACGGGACCACAGACCUGACAAGACACCUACAAAGAUCCCCAAACCAGUUUGCUAUAGAAGUCAAAGUCCAGGAGACACCACUCCACACGCCAUGUCAGUACAAAGCAUUGUUAUAUCUGAUACUCAGAAUGGAAUCAAUGUUUCUCGUAGAGCUUCCACCAAAAGACGCUCUAGGAAAUCCUCUCAAACUACAUCCAAAUUCAGUGCCACAAUGUGCAGAGCAGGAGACCAGGAGAUGAUGGAAAAUCAGGAGGUUGAAUUCUGGGUUUAAUGUUUUUUUUUAAUAUAUAUAUAUAUAUAUUUGCUCUCAGUUGUAAUUUGUGCUUAUCCACACAGUGGAUCUAGAGCCUACCCCCUAGAUAGGAUGCCAGCUGGGAUUACCUCCUGGAUGAGAUGCCAAGCCAUUACAUUUCAAGAUUGAACUCAAGACUCUAGAGCUGUGAGACAACAAUACUACCUUACGCACCACCGUGCUGCCCUGAUACAUUAACAUUUUUACCUUUGCUUAAUUGACUGCUGGUUUAUCCAAAAUGGCUUACAGCUGAAACACAAUACAGUUUAGCAACUGAGGUUUAAGAGUUUCGCUCAAGGACCCAACAAUGGCAGCUUGGCUACGCAGGGAUUUGAAUGCAUAACCUUCCAAUCAGUAGCCCAAAGUCUCAACCACUUCCCACUUGCACUUGAGGGAAAUUCAGCAUGCCAAAAUCAUGAUGAAAUGCAAUUUUUUUCCCCCUACAAAUUUGGUUAGAAUAGUUUCUCGGCUGUGCUUAGAAUUUCAGGUAUACACAUGCUGACAUGCUUUGGCUUUAUCAAACAAGCACUCUCCCCCAGGUAGCUGGGAAGCUUGUGGAAAUAGAAAAGCGCACACUGUAUUAUUGUUCACAGUCAGGUACUUCACAGCUGAGCCUUGUUCUGUCAAAACACCUAAGAUGCGAAAGUACCCAAAAAGUAAAGUAGACAAUACACAAAUGUUAGAUUAUUAAAAUCUAUAGUAGUCCCAUCUAAUCAACUAUAAGUGUAAUGUGUAUAUACAGGCUGCUUUUGUUUAUCCAUAAACGAAUAAGAAUAGGGAGAUACAGAAUCUAACAUAUUAUUUAAACACUGAAGCGUUCCCACUGAGGUUAUUCUUAGCUGUACUUUCCCUAUAACAGUUUUGCAAGUCACCUUGCCGCCUUGUUUUUGCCCGUGCAUCCUUUAUAAAUAAACCCUAGUGUAAAUCUGGGGCUAUUUAUAGCCUCCUUUAUAACUGCAGUCUAUCACACCAGAGCAGAUGCACCCGGUGCAUCUCUCCCUCCGUCUCUCCUCUCUCAUUCUCUCCACUCCUUCUCUCAGAGAAGAGGAACACUUCAGACCUCUCAUGAUUAUCUGGCAUAGACAUUGGUCUGAUGUGUCUAGAGAAAGCAGGUCAAAGUUGUUGUUUUUUUCUUCUUCACAAUUAUCAAUCAGCAUUUAGAGCUAAAUCGAUAAAUACAAAUUCAAAUCCUCCUCCAUGGUAUGUUUUUAAAAGAGAAGCCAUUUUCUAAAAUGGAAAAUGUUGAAUUACUCUGUACCAGAAAUAACUCUUUCUGUGGUUGCAUAAUAAAAAAAGAAAAAUACAUCUGUGAUCUGAUACCAGCAAGA